UCAACUCUCUAGAAGCACUGGAUCAUACUUAUCACAAUCCAACAACACUACCCAACAUUCAUAAGAAGUUCAUGUCACAUUAGGUGUUCCUCUCUAGCCUUCAACAUGAGUAGAGAAGUGCUAGCACUCCAACUGUUCUUCCUGGUACUCGUACAUGGCGCCCUUGCUGAUCAGGCUGCUCGCGUCGUAGAGUUCUCCAGGUCAAGAAUGGAGAUGCAGUAUGACGAACAAGAUGCAGCAAAACACACAAGUCAGCAUGUCAAUCAUCAGCUGUACAUGAGCUCUCAAGAUGGACUCAAGGAGGCAGACAAGGUGAGUGAGCUGCCUGGGCAGCCAAGCAGGGCUGAUUUUGAUCAGUAUGCAGGAUAUGUUACAGUUAAUGCCACAUCUGGGAAGGCUCUCUUUUACUACUUUGUUGAGGCUGUUCAAGAUCCUUCCACUAAGCCUUUGGUCUUGUGGCUGAAUGGAGGGCCUGGAUGUUCUUCUUUGGGAGAUGGAGCUAUGCUUGAAAUUGGACCAUUCUUCGUCAACAGUGAUAACAGGACACUGUCCAUAAACAGAUAUGCAUGGAACAAUGUGGCAAACAUGCUCUUCAUUGAAAGCCCAGCUGGUGUUGGCUUCUCAUACUCCAAUGCAACAUCAGAAUAUAACAACACUGGUGACAGGAGCACGACAGCAGAUGCAUACACUUUUCUCACUAACUGGCUCGAGAGGUUCCCAGAGUACAAGGGUCGUGACUUCUUUAUAACAGGUGAAAGUUAUGGUGGCCACUACAUACCACAGCUUGCAAAUGCUAUUUUGUCAAACAACAAUAUCACGAAUGCCACAAUCAUCAAUCUAAAAGGAGUUGCAAUUGGGAAUGCAUACUUGGAUGAUAGCACAAACACGAGAGCAACCAUUGAUUACUACUGGACACAUGCUUUGAUCUCCAAAGAAACUCACCUCGCAGUUCAGCAACAUUGCAGCUUCGAUGGAACAUACAUGGCGCAAUGUCGAAAUGCGUUAGCGGCGGCUGAGAAUGAAAAAGGAGUAAUUGAUCCAUACAACAUAUAUGCACCCUUAUGCUGGAAUGCUUCUGAUCCUCAACAGCUGCAUGGCUUGGCAAUCAAUGUUGACCCAUGUAGUAGAUACUACAUCGAUUCAUAUUUGAAUCGCCCUGAGGUUCAGAGAGCACUCCAUGCUAACGCCACAGGAUUAAAACAACCAUGGUCAGAUUGCAGUAAUAUCAUCACUCCUGAAAAUUGGAAAGAUGCACCAAUGUCUAUGCUACCAUCUAUCCAAGAAUUGAUUUCAAGUGGAGUAAGCACAUGGUUGUACAGUGGUGAUAUCGAUGCAGUGUGCCCAGUAACCUCGACACUAUACUCAUUAGACAUUCUAGAGCUACCAAUAAGCUCAUUUUGGAGGCCAUGGUAUUCUGAUGACAACGAGGUUGGUGGCUAUGUUGUUGGAUACAAAGGUCUGGUAUUCGCAACAGUCAGAGAAGCUGGACAUAUGGUUCCAACUUACCAGCCUCAAAGGGCACUAACCUUGUUCUCCUCAUUCCUGCAAGGGACAUUGCCCCCUGAAUGACCAAAAUCGUGCAACCUCUAUUUCUGUUCUUGUUUUUUACAUUGAAAGAUAGAACAGUUUGCUUAGGAAAAAUAAUUGAAAGAUAGAAACCAACUGUUCCCACCGGAGAAUUGUUUCAUCAGUUGAAAUGCAGACAGUCAUAAAUGAGAAUUAAA
Messenger RNA from Oryza brachyantha (malo sina), 1724 nucleotides. RefSeq names its product serine carboxypeptidase 1-like. Gene Ontology annotation, molecular function: serine-type carboxypeptidase activity. The record is from RefSeq and is a predicted model, not a curated record. The transcript is spliced from 8 exons. Lineage: Eukaryota; Viridiplantae; Streptophyta; Magnoliopsida; Poales; Poaceae. The coding region runs from base 106 to 1569 and encodes 487 amino acids. Gene Ontology annotation, biological process: proteolysis. Gene Ontology annotation, cellular component: vacuole.